AUGAAAAGCAGCAAUAGCCGCAGCGUGACCCGUCUAGAAAUUGUGUCAAGUGACCCAAUAACAUUUGCAUUCGAACAGGAUCUGACUUGUUUGAAGUUUGGUGCAGGAAAAAUGGAAUGUUUCUACCAGAAUGUCAGAAAACCGAUGGACGUUGAAGUAGAGUAUCAGGUAAUUGAUGGAGGUGACUUAGACAUUAACUUUUUUGUACAAUCUCCUGAUGGACGAGUGCUUAUUUCAGAGCAUAGAAAAACAGACAACUUUCAUAAAGUAGAAAUUCCCGAGGCAGGUGACAUGAAAGUUUGUUUAGAUAAUACUUUUAGCCACUUUGCAAGCAAGAUUGUAUUUUUUGAGCUUAUUUCUGAUGAUGAAGAUCAGGUUGGGGACGGAGAUGAAGCUGCGGAUUGGGACGGUGCUAAGGAUGAAAUACAUGAACUUAUGGAUAUGACUAUAGAAGAAUUGAAGAGUAUGCUGGACAAGAUGGGACAGAAUUUAGACAAGUCAAGAAAUUUACAAACAGUUUUAAAAAUGUUCGAAGCUAGAGACAGAAAUAUAGUGGAGUCCAAUUUUGACAGAGUCAACUUUUUGUCUUGUGUUCAGCUCUUCAUAAUGCUGUCUGUUGGACUUGUUCAAGUGUUUUUGAUAAGAAGUCUGUUCGAAGAUAAAAGCCGCGUUGGCGGACUUAUGAAGUCAAAAACGUAACAUGACAUAGGGCACGUAUAGGUUCUUAAAUUGGUGUUGUUUCUUUUUUACAACAACCGCUUUAUUAUGAUCAUGGUGAGAGUGAUAUUUUAUGGUGUUUACAUACAUAACAUACAUAUUUACAGUUUACAGAUAUGGUAGUUAUUAUAGAAUUGUUUUCAGUGUUUUAUUGUGUAAACUGUAUUCUCGUGUCACAUGACUUUAAUAUCUACAUUUUGUUAAAUUGACAGGCAAAAUUUGAAAAUAAUUUGUGUCUGAAAAAUGGAUAACUGUUUUUCUUUCAGAUCAUUUAUAGUUUUUGUAUAGCAGAUUAAAAUUGUUAAUUCUUUCCUCCAAAAAAAUUGAAUACCUUGAGCUUAAAAAAGUCACUUUUAACUGAAGCUUUUCAUUUAUCAAGUCAUGUUAAAAAUGUUGAUAACCAGUAUUUGUUGAUUACAAUAACAUGCUUUGAAUCAAGAGAUUUGAUUCAUAUUUCUGCUGGUCUUAUAAACAAAAGUAGAUGUUUAAAGUCCUGUGUUGUGCGCACACAGUAUAUACAAUGUUAAGUUGAAUGAAUUUGUAAAAAAAUGUCAUUUUUAAAAGAUAUUAAUCCAGGUAUUAUUGGCCAACGAAGAUAUAUGUAAAAAGAAAUGAUUUGAUACAAAGGUGUUUUUUUGUGUGUACAUUUUGCUAAAGAAUUUUUUAAUUCAGGUCCUCAUUAUUUAAAACAAAGAAUUAUUUUUCAGGGAAUUGAUGUAUUCUCUCCUUUUAAUUGUUUUAAGAAUCACUAUUUCUAAAACUUACAUAGAAACCAAAAUGUACAGUGUAAGAUAAAGAGUAAUUUACGAGAAUGUUCUGAAGUGCCUGAAAGGAAUGUAUAAAGAUCUUUGUAUUUUUAUGCUAAAGUAUUAUUGUACUGUGCAGAAAUCAAGCAUUUGAGCUGCGUCAUGACAAAACCAACAUAGUGGGUUUGCGACCAGCAUGGAUCCAGACAAGCCUGUUUCUCUGCGCAGUCUGAUCAGGAUCCAUGCUGUUCGCUUUCAGUUUCUCUACUUGUAAUAGGGUUUGUAAGGGAACAGCAUGGAUCCUGAUCAGACUGCGCGGAUGCGCAGGCUGGUCUGGAUCCAUGCUGGUCGCAAACCCAUUAUGUUGGUUUUGUCAUGACGUUGCUCAAUUUUCUGUAUUUGUAAGAUCUCUUGAUAUAAUAUUGUAAAAUAUGUGGGGAAAUUAUUGUGCAUUUUGUGUUUUAACAGAUAGGAUGUUAUUCAUGUAAUCGUAUAUCCGCAUUGUCUUAAGAUUCAAGAUUCAUUCCAACAUUUUCCUGCCUAGAACCAUAGAUAUUGUGCAUGUUAAUUGUUUCUUUAAUCCUUACUAUGCUGAAUUUGUUAAAUGGACUUGUCCUUUUGUUGUUGUCCAUUUCUAGUUUUGGGACUGCCAAUUGUUGUAAGGAGGGAUUUUCAUUAAAAGUUAAAAAUUAAGCAGGCCAUUGUAUAGGGAGUGUAAUCAGGCUGCAGGGAUGUACGGGCUGGCCAGGCUCUAUACUGCUGGUGUAAUCAAGUACCUGGUAAUUAUGUCAAUGGUUUGUAUGAGUUUGGCCAAUCUCUUUACUCAUCUGUUGAGUUGUUGAAUUAUGAAAACUGGUAAAAAUUGCAUGGCAACAAGAUAAAAUAUGAAUUUUUACAGUAAUGGAAAUUUUUUACUAAAAUUUGGUGAAAAUUGUCAAUUUCUGCCCAAAGGAGUCAAAAGCCAUUGAUAUGUCUUUUUGUAAAGAAAGUAAUGAGAGAUGCCAAAUUUUUACAAGCCAUUGAACUUGGAUAAUAUUCGCUAGUACCAUGAACAAAUGUUUGAUACAUAUUUUAUGUUCACCAAGGUUAUUUCUAUCAUGAAAUUUUUUGAACAAUAUUUUUUGUUAAUGUCUAUUUAAAUUUUAGAAUAUUUAUUGCUAUACUCCAAUAUUUUACAUAUUAAGAAGUUUUUUCUGUUUAGUAUAUAUUAAUUGAACAAAUUCCUCCAUAAAAUGCUCAUAUAUUUACCAUGCUGAGGCCUAUAUUUAAUGUAUUGUUUACAAUAUUGUUUGUUGAAAUGAUUUUGGUCAGUUUUGCUUUUUGAUACCUGCCAUAUGUAGCCAGAGGCAUUUUAGAAAGGAGAUUUUAUAUUUGCUUUUGUGAAUAUCUUUUAUUGCUGGAGUCCACGACUUCUGUGGUGGCAUAUAAACAGAAAUGUAAAGCUUAAAGGCAAAAAAAAGCAUGUACAAAAUAUUAACACAUCUCAUAAUGAAAUAGUAUUUGAAAUGUAGUUGAAUACAUAAAUGACUUCAUGAUUAUUGAUGUCCCACCUUUGACUUGUGCACAAGAGAGUCAAAAUAUUAAAUUUUCUUGAGCAUACUAUGCAUUUUGUGUGUAAUAUUCCGUCAAAGCCACAAUGAUCGUACCCAUACUGUGUCUAUGUAGCAGACUGAAGAAAAGGUUCUAUCAGUACGAGGGUUUGACAAGAACAUAUUCCAUUCUUGGUUUCACGUGUCUUAAUAUCUCAUUCAUUUGUGAUAUUUUCAAAAAAUAUAAAAUUUGAUGAUAUGUUAUAUAUAUGAUUUACAUUGGUAAUUUGUGUUCUUGCUGGGAAGAUAUGAUAAAUAUUUUCAUCCUCAUAUCUUCAUUUUUGUCUUAGAAGGUUCAAAUGUUCCCGUUCAAGGUGCUGAUUUUGACUUUUUUAGAUAUCAGUAUUCAAACAAAUUAUUAGAUAUAUAUGUUUAGUUUAAAGGCUCAUUAUGCUUCAGAAACAAAUAAAUUUUUACUUCUUUAUAAGGGCAAACAUGAUUUUAAAAAUAGAGAGAAAUAGGAUCCCUAAAGAAAGUCCAAAACGGCAAAAUUUAAAAUGUUGCAGGCUUGGUUUGAUUGAACCCGUUCAUGGACAGUACUGGAAAAUUGCAAGCUACUGUUUCCACGCCCCCUAGCACAGGCUUAAGCAGUAUUCAACAUUUAAACAUGUAAUUGCAAAAUUUUGAAUUUGAUACAUGGGCAGAUGUGUUCAUACUACGGUAAAAAAAAUACAUAAUGGUUUUAGAGCAUGUUAGAUUUUUGUUACCUGAAAAAAGUAGAGGUAAUUGUUAAAUUAUUUGUCAUAAAAGUAGCAAAGUGGUAUUUUGACUUCCAUACAAAAUUCUAAAUCACUACAACUGUAUUUAUUGCCAUACAGCAACAAAAGAGAAAGAUAGGUCAGGUUAUUGCCCAAUGAGUAUCUUUUUGGAAAAUAUAAAAGUACACCAGAAAUAAGAAGCUUUUAAGAAAUGAUACUGAUAGCAUUUCUGGGGCAUAAUGGGUUAUUAAAGCAAAAAUUGAAUAAACAUGAGUUUUAUGGGCAAAGUUAGUGGUAUGUAAAGUUUGUUGUUAUUGUUGUUGUUUGUUUUUUAAAGAAAUAAUCGAAAAUAUUUUUCAGGUAUGGAAUUUUUGUUUUAUUAAAAAACCUCAAAAAACAAUAACAACAAAAAGGAUAACAACAUUGAAAGGUGAUUAAUUAAUGGAAAAUAAUUUCAGUUUGAUACUGAAUUAAUUUAGUUUUAUUUUUUUCUAGAAUUGAAAGUGGGAGUAAAAAGUUAAUGUUAGUCUUACAAAUUUUUUUUAAUGUGAUGUGUUUCUUAUGCAAAUCCAGAGAAAUUGAUUCUGCUUGUUGUUUUGCUGUAUGUAGAUAUUUUAAGUAUUUUACGAGUUUUUCUCAAAAACUUGACCUGCAGAAGAAAGAACUACAUGUUCAAAAAAGACUUCUUUUCGUUCAAGAGUUUUUUUGCAUGGCAAAAGAUGCAGACUAUCAAUGUUGUCCAAUAGCAUGCUAAAUGCUGAUUUCUUUUUGUAUCAUGUCUUAAAGGUGGGUAUGUCUUAUACGUGGAUUAAUAAAGAUUUUUCUGUCUUUUAAGACCAGGAAAAAAUGAUAUUAUAUUGUUGAUUGUGUGGGAUUGUUUUAUAUGUGGGUGCAUCCUAUAGUUGGAUAAAUAUGGUAAAUAUUUUUAAUGCUUGAACAAAUUAUUGUCAGAUUGUUGCCUAUUUGAAGCUGUGUCUUAUAGGUGGAUGUGUGUUAUGAGUGAAUGAUUAUGGUAAUUGUUUUAAACCUGGGAACAUAGUAUGUUAUAUUGUGCUGAUUUAUUGUUAUAAUAAAAGUAGAUAAUGAACAAAAUUACAUGAUGAUAUGUAAUAAAGUUAUAGAUGUGUGAAAGUCUGAACAAGUUAUUAUGCAUUUAAAGAAUUCCAGUGAAAAGUGAAGAGAUCAUAUGAAUUUCAUGCAAGUGAAAGGACAAUUUAUCAUUCUGGUUAUACAUUAUUGUGAAAUAUAGCAUUUAAUUUAUGUAAUGAUUUUUUUAUGACAAUGAAGUGUGUCUGUUUAAAAAAAGGGCAGGUUUUCUACGUUUAGGCAGUGUUUUCUGUUCUCUUAAAUUUGAAGGCCUAUUGUCUUAAAUUUGAAGACAUGUAUAAUUCUUAAAUCUGAAAAUUUUUCUCUUUGGGUUUGUUUUGUUUUCAGCUUUUUUUUAACCAUUGAGGUGAAAGUGAAUUUUUUGUAUACUAAUUGUGCUGUAAAAUAGCUUCCACGUAGAUAGGGGAAAACAUGUAUAUUGUUUGUAAUAAAAAAAUGUACAGAUUGCCAUAUGUUUCCUUAUACAAUGUAGAUAUUUAACAAUGAAAUCCAUCUUGUUAUACUUACAUCAAAUACAUCUUUUUAAUUUUUUUGUCACAGGCGUGAAUUUACAGAGAAAUCUCGUAAAAAGUGCAAUUUGUAUUUGUUAGUAUCUAGGUAUUUAAUACUGGAACUAAAAUUCUGUUGAUUUAAAUGUAUUUUAAUUUGAAUUGAUUUGCUUUUUUUGCCAUCUUAAGCAUUGUAUAAAGCUUGAAAAUGUAUACAUUACAACCUUUGCAGAACAGCACCCCUUGGCGAGGUGAAGAUUUUGGUUGUUGUUUACAGGUGUUUGCUUGAGAGGGGUUGAAUAUAUAUAAAGUCAUACUUUCUGUUGUUAAGAGGUGGUUGCUCUACAAAGGGCCGCUCUGCAAAGGUUGCACUGUAUUGUGCUUUUACUAACAUAAUUUAUUAUCAUAUUUGAAAUGUAUUACAUAUAGAUGAAUCAUCAUGGUGGAACCUAAGUGGGUAAAACCUGAAAUAUGUAAAACAUACAUAUUGAAACCUGAAUUGGGUAAACACAUAUAUUGAAACUCAAAUUGAAUAAAACAUAUAUUUUUUUAAACCCGUAUUUGGUAAACAUAUAAUUUGAAACCCAUAUUAGGGAAAACAUAUAUUUUGAAACCCAAAUUGCAUGAAGAUAUACAUGUUUAAUGUAAAGACUGAAAAUCAUGAUUAAAUUUCUUGCCUAUAUAUAAACCACAUGCACUGCCAACCAAAUUCGGGUGUCAUAGAGCCGAGUGUAUUUUUUUUCACUUUCAAUUUUACAUGUAAUACUUCCUAUCCCUUGAGGUUUCUUUUUAUUUAAUCAUCAUGUUAUUAAUAUUUAAUAUACAGAAAAAUUAAAACUUAACCGAAAAAUAAUAAUUUAUGAAAAAUAACGAAAUAUCCAAAUGUCUGCCAUUUUUUGACACAUAACAUACCUUUUGCCUUGUUAGUUAUAUUUAUAUUUAAAGUAGUUAGCUAGGUGUAACUGUAACUAGUAAGAGGAGUUGCUCUUGUUAAAAUAACAUAUUGUUUACUAAAGUUAUUUGUGUUAAGAGCUGCAAUCCAGACAAAUGAUUUUAAAUGAUGUACUAAUUGAAAAUAGUUUAAAAGUAUCAAUGGUAUUGUUUAAAAGUAUCUAUGGUAUCAAGAUUUCUUAAUUGUCUUUAGAGUUUAUUUUUAAUCGGAAAGUUUGUACAGUAGAAGAUGUGAUAAUUUAACACAAAUAUGUUGUGUUACUGAACAAAUGAAUUUUCUAGUACUCAGUACAUGUGAAUAAAUUUAAGAUAAUGUUCAUAUUUUAUAUUUAUAUACAUGUAUGUACAUUAUUUAAUAGUGAUUUCAUUGCAAAAAUAAGUAGUCAGCAUAAUCAAUUAAAUCUUAGACCAGUCUGAAAACUGUAACAUCUCAUUGGCUACUAUUUUUAGCUUUUGAAAUCAGCCAAUGGCAGCAUUGAAUUCUUAGACUGGUUUACAGAUGGGUUAUUGUUAGUAGAGAGAAAAAGUGAAAUAGAACAGAUGCAUGCACAUUGUUGAAAACAAGACAAUCUAAGUUAUUUGUAAUUAUUUAUUGAGUUUAAAUGUAUGUUAAUUGAAUUUUAAAUUUAUGUUAUAUGUGAACCAUCUAUAAAACAAGAAUGUCUUACAGGCAUUGUAUAAAAAUAUUAAAAUGAAAAGUCAUAAUCUUCUUUUUUACCAAUUUUUCUUUGUCUAAAUAUUUACAAAAACUACGGUACACCAAAUUUUGGACAUAAUUUUACUUCACAUUUUAUGUGUUUCUUUAUUUUGUUAUGUAGUUCAGUGUCUGUGCUAUGUUGGCUGUGUUUUUAGAUGUUACACAUCUAUGCAAUAAAAUUAUCUCCCCUUUCUGAGAAAAA
Molecule: messenger RNA, 7195 nt
Organism: Ruditapes philippinarum (Manila clam)
Lineage: Eukaryota; Metazoa; Mollusca; Bivalvia; Venerida; Veneridae
Product: transmembrane emp24 domain-containing protein 1-like
Exons: 5
Coding region: 1-699 (232 amino acids)
Biological process (GO): Golgi organization; endoplasmic reticulum to Golgi vesicle-mediated transport; intracellular protein transport
Cellular component (GO): endoplasmic reticulum-Golgi intermediate compartment; COPII-coated ER to Golgi transport vesicle; Golgi apparatus
Source: RefSeq, a predicted model, not a curated record